Messenger RNA from Diuraphis noxia (Russian wheat aphid), 297 nucleotides. RefSeq names its product heat shock protein 68 pseudogene. The record is from RefSeq and is a predicted model, not a curated record. Lineage: Eukaryota; Metazoa; Arthropoda; Insecta; Hemiptera; Aphididae.
AUGAUCAAUGAUAACGUAAAAAUGGAAGAUGCGAAUGAUAAGGCCCGAUGGAGUGAAAUAAAUAUUGCAAUGUAUGGUUCGACGUUGCGACCGGUAGAGAAGGCAUUGGCAGAUGCCAAGUUGGACAAAGGAGACAUACAGGACGUAGUACUCGUGGGUGGUUCUACAAGGAUCCCGAACAUCCAGAGCCUACUGCAAAACUUCUUUUCAGUCAAUCUGAACAUCAAUCCCGAUGAAGCGGUAGCGUACGGCGCAGCGGUGCAGGCAGCCAUCCUCAGCGGUGAUACGAGCUCUGCA